GGCUGUCUUGGAUUGCUUGUUGGAGCUGCAGGAGAAGGGGUCGGCGGCGGGGAACAACGCGGGGCCGACGCCCGGCCUUUCCGCCGCCGAGGUGGCCGCCCCGCGCCGUCUCUGCGGCGCCAGUUCCGGGCCACUGCCUUCGUUCUCCCUUCGCUCUGCCGCGCCAGAGCUCCGCACAAGCACCACGAUGUCGGCCCCUUACCCAGGCCCCCUUCGCCUCCUCUUCCCAUAAGAGACUUCCAGAUCUUAAAGAUUUUUGACUGAUUUUAAGCAUUUCUCUAUCUAUAGCUAUCUGUUUACAUUCUGACUGGGAACACUGGGAUCACUUUCAUCAUGCCUACAGUGGUGGUAAUGGACGUAUCCCUUUCCAUGACCCGACCUGUGUCUAUCGAGGGGUCCGAGGAGUAUCAGCGCAAGCACCUGGCAGCCCAUGGUUUGACAAUGCUGUUUGAACACAUGGCCACAAAUUACAAGCUUGAGUUUACAGCUCUGGUGGUUUUUUCAUCACUCUGGGAAUUGAUGGUUCCCUUCACAAGAGAUUAUAACACCCUACAGGAAGCACUAAGUAAUAUGGAUGAUUAUGAUAAAACCUGCUUGGAGUCUGCAUUAGUUGGUGUUUGCAAUAUCGUUCAGCAAGAAUGGGGUGGUACAAUUCCUUGUCAGCUUCAGAGCACUGAUUCCUUGGAUUGCCUUGAACGUCUUAUAGAUUUAAACAAUGGUGAAGGGCAGAUUUUUACUAUUGAUGGCCCCCUGUGCUUGAAAAAUGUACAGUCUAUGUUUGGAAAACUGAUAGAUCUGGCAUAUACACCUUUCCAUGCUGUUCUCAAGUGUGGCCACCUAACCGCUGAUGUGCAAGUCUUCCCCAGGCCAGAACCUUUUGUUGUAGACGAGGAAAUCGAUCCUAUCCCUAAAGUCAUUAACACAGAUUUGGAAAUAGUGGGAUUUAUUGAUAUAGCUGAUAUUUCAAGUCCCCCUGUUCUGUCCAGACAUCUGGUCCUACCUAUAGCACUUAACAAAGAAGGUGAUGAGGUGGGUACUGGUAUAACGGAUGACAACGAAGAUGAAAAUUCAGCCAAUCAGAUUGCAGGCAAAAUACCCAACUUUUGUGUCCUGCUCCAUGGCAGCCUAAAAGUGGAAGGAAUGGUGGCGAUAGUUCAAUUAGGUCCUGAAUGGCACGGAAUGCUCUACUCCCAAGCUGACAGCAAGAAGAAAUCAAACCUCAUGAUGUCUCUCUUUGAGCCUGGCCCAGAACCUCUCCCAUGGCUAGGGAAAAUGGCACAGUUGGGUCCUAUUUCAGAUGCUAAAGAAAACCCUUAUGGUGAGGAUGAUAAUAAGAGCCCAUUCCCCCUGCAGCCCAAAAACAAGCGGAGUUAUGCCCAGAAUGUGACCGUGUGGAUCAAACCCAGUGGCCUGCAGACAGAUGUACAGAAGAUUUUAAGAAAUGCAAGGAAACUACCUGAAAAAACACAGACAUUCUAUAAGGAGCUGAACCGUUUACGAAAGGCUGCCUUGGCCUUUGGUUUCCUGGACCUGCUCAAAGGGGUGGCUGACAUGCUAGAAAGGGAGUGCACGCUGCUGCCUGACACAGCUCACCCUGAUGCUGCAUUCCAGCUGACUCACGCCGCCCAGCAACUCAAGCUGGCCAGUACUGGCACCUCUGAGUAUGCCGGGUAUGACCACAACAUCACACCUUUGCAGACAGACUUCUCUGGGAGCAGCGCUGAAAGAAUGUGAAGCUGACUUCAUUCUUUUUUCAAGUGAGAAUAAUUUAGGAUAAAAACUUUUCUGGUCUGUUCACCUCUGCAGCAGCUACCCAAAGACCUUCCCAAGGCUGCCUCAGAAGCACCACUUGCAGGUUUGACUCUGCUACUCUGAGAAGGGUUCUGCAGGGUGGGCAGCUGCUCGGGCUUUGACCUUAGCUUUCUGGAGCUCAGUCUUUAAAACCAAAAGACAACUGUUGCUCCCACAACGGGCACCUCUCCUGAGAAGCCUGAAGGACUGACAAGCGUAGAGCCCUCUCCACCUUCCUCGGGCACCCUAACAACCUGGGUUCUCUGUUCCUGAAAUGCCCUUUACUCUUCUCCUCUCCCAACCACAGGGACAUUUUCAGGUACCUAUGAUUGGGAGAGGAGACUUGCUAAGUACAAGCCCAACAUCACUAAGUUUCAGAAUUCCCUUAGAACUUGGGCAAAAGGUCGGUGGUAACCCUUAGGUGCUUUUGGCAUAUCUUGAGAUACAAACUUUUAGAUAGCAACCAUAAAUGUAUAAAAUUCUUGUUUCUUCAGAUUUUUUUUAAUGAAAAUAAAAUAUUUGAUUUUCUAUAAAAUGGUUGCACUGGGAAAUUUUUAAUGGGUCUUUUUGCCUUUUGCUCUGUCCUAUAACCUAAGUAUAAUUUUAACUUCCUAAGUAGCAUAGAUUCAUCAAUCUUGAAGGUUCCUUGGGUUCCAUACUGACUUCCUUGUUUCUGACACUGGUUAGGCCUCACUGCUUCACUGCCUAAGCCAGGUUCCAUCCAGGUAGCUUCUGAUAUCACUGUAGUCAGUUAUGGUUCCAGUUCAUGAGCUAGCUUCAUGACCUUAGGCAAGUCAUCUAACUUCUCCAGGCUUUAUUUACAUCAUCAGUGCUUUUCAGAUUGUUCUGUAAAACUCCUAAGGAAUGGCUGCUUCAACCCAAGCAAACAUGUUUUCUUUAACAUGCUGAAUUGCUAUAUAGGUAUACCUCGGAGGUUUUGCAGGUUUGCCUCCAGG
Molecule: messenger RNA, 2747 nt
Organism: Delphinapterus leucas (beluga whale)
Lineage: Eukaryota; Metazoa; Chordata; Mammalia; Artiodactyla; Monodontidae
Gene: INTS14
Product: integrator complex subunit 14
Biological process (GO): snRNA 3'-end processing
Cellular component (GO): integrator complex
Source: RefSeq, a predicted model, not a curated record